AUAGCCUCUUACCCAUUGCACAGGAGGGGGGCUUUGAUCAAUGUUUACAAGAUUCACACGGGGUUUUAUUUUGGAGUAACUGUUCAGUGAGGAUGUGGGCAUUGCUGAUCAAGCCAACAUUUUGAGAGUCAACUACAUUGUAAUGGGUCUGGAGUCCUACGUAGGUUAGACCAGUGUUCGUCAGAAGACAACCCUCGUUGGAAAUGAGGAGAAUCACAAAGACUGAACCACUUGGUUCAGAGACGGAUGGUGUCACUGUCAAAUCAUUUUGGACUGAUUAAUUGGACUGGCACUCCAGAUACGCUAAAUGUGGUUAAGAAUGAUGCGGAGAGGAAUGCCAACAUGGAUUUGGCGACUUGCUAUGGUAUUGGUUCUACUGUGUUGCAUUGUUUCCUUGUUAUACAUGUUGGCAUGUACUCCAAAGGUGGAAGAUGGCCAGCCCAUACUGCCUAGGGUAAGUGGCACAACCGGUAAGGAUAACUUCCAAGUGCUGCUUGAAGAACGUGAGGAACAACACCAUAAUUACAUCACCAGUCUAAAGAGACAAAUUGCACAACUAAAGGAGGAACUGCAGGAACGCAGCGAGCAACUGAAGGCUGCGCAGGAUCGUUAUGGUGACUCGCUGGGAGCUAAUAUUGACCGGAGCAGCCCGGAGAAAACCCAGGCGAGUCUGCUCAAAUAUCUGCACUCUCAGGUCGACAAAGCAGAGGUCUACUCUGCGGUCAGACUGCCCACGGAAUAUUCUGUGAUACCGUUCGAGAGCUUCACUUUACAGAAAGUGUACCAGCUGGAAAUGGGCCUGACGCGACACCCCGAGGAGAAACCAGUCCGAAAGGAUAAACGGGAUGAGCUGGUGGAAGCUAUUGAGGUUGCACUAGAAUUUCUGAACACCCCUGGAGAUGAAGGAGCAACAAAUCAGCGUAUGCAUGCAGCUGCUGACUUUGUUGAAGGUAUUUAUCGCACUGAGAAAGAUAAAGGCACUUUGUAUGAGCUGACUUUCAAAGGAGACCAAGCCCAUGAGUUCAAACGCCUAGUUUUAUUUCGUCCCUUUGGCCCCAUCAUGAAAGUGAAGAAAGCAAAAGUGGAUACAUCCAACAUGCUGAUUAAUAUCAUAGUGCCUCUGGCGAAAAGAGCUGAUAAAUUUCGACAAUUCAUGCACAAUUUCAGGGAGGUGUGUAUACGUCUGGAUGGCAGAGUCCACCUCACUGUGGUCUACUUUGGGACAGAACAAAUGACUGAAGUAAAAUCCAUACUUGAAUACAUAUCCAGGGAAGCAAAUUACAGGAACUACACCUUCAUUCUGUUGAAGGAAGAUUUCUCACGUGGGAAAGGAUUGGAUGUUGGUGCCCGGGCUUGGAAGGGGAGCAAUGUCCUGCUGUUUUUUUGCGACGUCGAUAUAUACUUCACUGCGGAGUUCCUGAACACGUGCAGAUUGAAUGCCCAGCCAGGAAAGAAGGUUUUUUACCCAGUCCUCUUCAGCCAGUAUAACCCUACCAUUAUUUAUGGUCACCAUGACUCCAUUCCACCCAUUGAACAACAGCUGGUGAUCAAGAAAGAUUCAGGCUUCUGGAGGGACUUUGGUUUUGGAAUGACUUGCCAAUAUAGAUCAGACUUCAUCAAUAUAGAAUGCGGUACUUGAUGGUAUGAGUGUGAGAGGGCAAAGGAGAAGGAAAAGACAGACCUUACCUUCUUUUGCAACAGUGGAAUCUGAUAGACUUGAUAUAUCCAGGGUAUUUUUUUUUAAAAAUACAGGUAUGUUACAGUAAUUUUGUAAAAUAUCCUGGACUGAAUAUGUUAAUUAAAAUCUAUGCAGUAUUUGUACAGUCAUCUGUUGAUUUCAGGUUUGUGAAGUGCUGUUAAUUUUGAAAUUUUAUAAAAGCUUUGGUGUAAAACAAAAUGUUUACAUUAACUGGAUUUAUAAAUUGCUUAAGUCAGAGGCUGGGCAUUCUCAACUUAAAUAAUGUACCUAGAUUACAUGCUAUUGAUCAAACAGGUCACUCACCGCUUGUGGUCCAGCACUUUCUUAUAGAGAGGAAUUACACACUUCUAUCCCGUUUUACACUUCAACUCAAUAUUGAAUCAUUAACUUCUAGGGAGCAGGUGGCCAUUUGGCCACUUACAGUUGUGCUAGCUCUUUGCAAUGAUUUAUUGAAUUAGUCUCACUCCCUUGUUCUGUUCCCCCAACCCAAUGUUUAUCAUAAAUAUCAAAUUCCCUUCAGAAUGUUACUGGAGCAGUUUACAUGACCUUUUUGGGCAGUAAGCCAGAUCAUAGACAGACGUACAAGAAAAUCUCAUCUCUCUAGUAUUUUUCCUUCUCCUGGCUGCAAGUGAACAAAGUGCACACUUGCAUCUAUUUCCUUAGCUCAUGUUUCCUGGAACAACCAAUACAUUGAAGCUAGAAGCUACAGAUCAAGAACACUUCAGAAUCAAGAACAGCUGAUCAGCAGAGUCUCACUCCUACUGCUGCCAUUCUAGUAUUUUCAGGUUGAUAUGUUUUACAUAUUGGCUACAUCAUCUAUAUUGGUUAGGACUCUAACCCAUUGUCCCUAGAUCUUUUGCCAAUUAUUUUUAAAUCUUAAUAUGUGUCGUCUAGUUACUGGCCCUCCUGCCAUUUGGAAUAAUUUCUCUCCACGUACGCAAAAUCCUUCCUAGUUCACACUGAUUUUGAAACACAUUUGGGGCCUAACAAUUAGCACUGUGCAAAAUUUGAGGCUCAGACUGGGCUACUGGAUACACAAAAGCUCUCCUUCAGUUUGACCACUAGCAUGAAGAAGCUUGGUACGAAAUUAAAUGGACCAGAAAAAUCAAAUUUCGCCCAGCCCUAUUGAAAUACAUCAAAGGUUUUCCUUGUAUCCAAUGCUGUUCUGUAGAUAUCAAUGCAUUUACUUUUUAAAAAUGUUGGUAAUUUAAGUUAACUGUAAAAUAGUGUACAGUAACGGACUUCAGGUAAGCUAAAAUUGUGCUGUUUAGGGUGUUUUGUAUAAAUGCUGAACA
This is a messenger RNA of Hemiscyllium ocellatum (epaulette shark), 2994 nucleotides long. Its product is annotated as chondroitin sulfate N-acetylgalactosaminyltransferase 1-like. Gene Ontology annotation, cellular component: Golgi cisterna membrane. Bases 308 to 1639 code for a protein of 443 amino acids. The transcript has 9 exons. Lineage: Eukaryota; Metazoa; Chordata; Chondrichthyes; Orectolobiformes; Hemiscylliidae. Gene Ontology annotation, molecular function: glucuronosyl-N-acetylgalactosaminyl-proteoglycan 4-beta-N-acetylgalactosaminyltransferase activity. The record is from RefSeq and is a predicted model, not a curated record.